AUGCAGCUCGUCUUUGCCGAUCAUCCGGUUCCCUCCACUGUUACCAAAUCAAUUUUCUUAGCGGGUCCAUCUCCGCGAGACAAAAGUGUCCUUGAUUGGCGUCAUGAAGCUCUCUCGUGUCUCUCCUCCUCACCAAUCAAUUACGAUGGAUCUGUUUUCAUUCCAGUUCCUGAGCAGCGUUUCUACGGCACAGAUCAUAAUCCUUCCACAUGGACCUACGACAAUCAAAUUUCAUGGGAAUGCGAAUGUCGUCACGUAGCUGAUUUGAUUGUCUUUUGGAUUCCUCGUCACAUCGACGGACAAAUGCCGGGAUUUACCACGAAUGUGGAGUUCGGUGAAGAUCUUCAUUCCGGCAAAAUUGUCUACGGUCGUCCUGAGAAUGCUGAAAAAUGUCAUUACUUAGAUAAACGUAUGAAAGAAUUGAAAUUACCCGUUUUUACUUCGUUAACAGAUACACUUCGUCAUGCUGUGUCUUUACUUGGCAUGGGAGCAUGCCGAAAAAAUGGCGAAGUUUACGUUCCACUAUUCAUCUGGGAAACAGAACAAUUCCAGUCAUGGUAUUCCAAUCUGAAACUAGCAGGAAAUCGUCUGGAGAAAGCAAAGCUAUUACACCAUGUCAAGUUGAAUAGUCAUAGACAAAUCUUCUCCUAUGUGCUGUGGGUCAAAAUUUGGAUUGAAGCAGAGAAGCGGUAUAAAGAAAAUGAAUUCGUCUUCGCUCGUAAAGAUAUCAGUACAGUUUUAGCUUAUUACAAAGAUAAUGACGAGGAUAUUAAGAUUGCUAUAGUCAAAGAGUUUCGUAGUCCUGUUAAUAACUCAGAUGGCUUUGUCUACGAGCUACCUGGUGGCAGCUCGUUUAGUCCGAACACGGAUCCACAACUCACUGCUAAACACGAACUAGAGGAAGAAUGUGGUAUAAUCAUUAAGGAUGUGUCACGUUUCAAGUAUGUUGGACAACGACAAUUGGCUGCUACAUUAUCCUCACAUCGAGCACAGCUCUAUAGUAUUGAGCUUACGAAAGGAGAAUAUGAGCAAAUGUUGAAGAACGAAAAAAGUGAGAGAGCAUUCGGAGUAGAUAUGGACAGUGAAAGAACUUAUUUGAAGAUGAUCAGUAUUUCACAGCUACAACAUAGUUGUCUCGAUUUUUCAAUGCUUGGAAUGAUCUAUCAUGCAUUGUAUUUGAAUAAUCAAGAUUAA
Rotaria sp. Silwood2 is the source of this 1194-nucleotide messenger RNA. Lineage: Eukaryota; Metazoa; Rotifera; Eurotatoria; Philodinida; Philodinidae. The record is from the annotation of a GenBank genome assembly.